AUGCUAUUUCAUCGAAAAUUUACAGUGAGAAUUCUAUUCGGAAUUCCUGUAGCUUUGGUGUUCCUUAUCAUCUCAGGACUCUAUUAUUGCUAUAUUGCAGGGUAUAUAGAGCAAGUUGACACAACAGGAUUCAGAGUUUUUGUGUAUCUCUUAUUUCAUCUUGAUUUAUUUUUGACAUCCUGAAGCUACUGCAUGUGCUUUUUGACAGAUCCUGGCUCAGUGCCUGAGUUUUUUAAUUUAGAUACUCUUAACAAUCAAGAAUUGAUUGAAGAGUGCGUAUAAUAAUUUAAGUUAAAAUGACCUUAUAAGAUUAUAAAGCAGACCUUUUGUAUACUAGAACAGGCUAUUUAUUUUAAUAAACUAAUAAAUAUUUCAAUUAAUCUAGCAUAGAAUCUGACAUUGUUUUCGCGAAAAGCUCAUUUUGUAACAAAUGCCAAAAAAUUAGGCCAGCUAGGGCUCAUCAUUGCUCAGUAUGCGACAAAUGCAUUUUAAGAAUGGACCAUCAUUGUCCUUGAAUAGGAAAUUGUGUCGGAUUUUACAAUCAUCGGUAUUUUGUCCAAUUUUUACUAUAUGCAGGUAUAGGGCUAUUUAUUGUCUCAAUGAGCUGUGCAAGCUUAUUAUGGGAACACUAUGGGGAUGGACAUAUCUCCACAUUAUUUGGAGGCAUUGUAGGGUUUUCUUUAGCCUUAUCAGUAUUCGGGAUGGGAAUUUUCCAUUUGUGAAUGAUAGUGAAUAACAGAUGUUCAAUAGAAAUUAGAUACUUAGGGCAUUAUAAUGUAUUCGACACAGGAAGCAGAAUGCAAAAUUUUCAGCAGAUUUUUGGGCAAGUUUGAUAUAAAUAUUUUUUGCCAAUUCCAAUUAAGCCAAAGUGUGGAGGAAUUAACUAUCCAGUGAGAAUAAGGACAAAGCAAGGCUCUGUUAUUCUAUUUGAAGAAUUUUCUGGAUAA
This is a messenger RNA of Blepharisma stoltei, 947 nucleotides long. Lineage: Eukaryota; Ciliophora; Heterotrichea; Heterotrichida; Blepharismidae. The record is from the annotation of a GenBank genome assembly.